Messenger RNA from Venturia canescens, 9946 nucleotides. RefSeq lists its product as uncharacterized. Gene Ontology annotation, biological process: regulation of transcription by RNA polymerase II. NCBI's taxonomy places the organism in Eukaryota, Metazoa, Arthropoda, Insecta, Hymenoptera, Ichneumonidae. The record is from RefSeq and is a predicted model, not a curated record. Gene Ontology annotation, cellular component: nucleus. The transcript has 6 exons. The coding region runs from base 951 to 5822 and encodes 1623 amino acids.
CUCAUUCGGGGGGGCUCUCGAGGCAAUCAUCUCUUCGCACUGGCAUGGUGUGGUGGCGUUGUUGAUAGACGUAUUACAUCGUACUUCUUGGUGUCCCCACCAUCGUCGCGAUAUAUAUACACAAGAGAAUAUAUAUAUAUCUGUAAAAAUUCACACAGCAUCUUUGAUCACCAGUGCGUGUGUGUAUAUCUCAUUGCCCAGUGAAAUUGCGUCACAAGUGUGAGCAUAUUCGUUUGUUUACAUCGAAGAGAAGGAAUAUAAAACUUUUUAAUAACGAUUGUAACAUUCUCAUAACCCGCCUAUGUUGGAAAAAAAUGUCAAGUAGUGAUAGCAAAAGCCAUUGACCCCCGAUUUCGCUCAUUAUUGAACAUCUGUUUUGUUGGUGUUUUCUGCCUAACCGGCGUGUUCCGUAUUGGAAUUGGAUAUUGACGCGUAAAUGCACGCGAGAAAAAAAACUCGAUGUUCUAGAAAAUAUUUUUCUUCGAAUAAUACUCCAAGCUCCAACAAAAGACUCAAAUCGCGACAAUUGAUUUUCGUUAAAGUAACAAAACAAUGAUAGAAAUAUGCUGAAGGAAGACAAAUGCUUUCUCGUUGCAUCCACGAUGCCAUUAUUGUGAAUUAUGACAUUUUUCGAGAAGCUUCGACCCAUCCCCGCGCUGUAAUAGAAUCGUGAAUAUAAUAAAACAGCAGAGGUGCAAGGUGGAGGGACACCUCGAUUGUUUCCUUUGUGCAAGUGCGCGAGAGUCCUUUUAUCAUUAACUUUGAUCAAGUGGUUCGUCUUUAAUGUUUAAUAAUGAUUUUCCAAUUAUCAUAAUAACAAUAGACGCGUAAUAUAUGCGCGUAUCGCACACGUGCUUUUGGAAUGUCCAAUAAAAAAAUAUCACCUAACGAUACAGAGUUUGGCUGCCACAUAAAAAUCGUCAUUACGGUCGAAAAAAUGCUUGACAAUAAUGACGUUCAACGGAAAACGCGAGUCUGAACAAAAGUAUUACGAAGAAACACGAAAAAGUAUACAAGAUUCAGAACUGAAGAAUCAACGGACAAGAAAUUUAGAUUAUGCCAAAGCUUACGUACAAUAUUGUCGGGGUUUGAUCAACGAUAAGGCUCGACUUGAGAACAAUCUGGAACCGCGGCAUGGUCUGACACCCGGCAAAUUGGAUUCUGCUCUUCGAAAUGGGCUUUCGGCAUUGGGUUACACGACUGUACAAUGGGCGCUUCCGACGGACUGCGUCCAUUGGGGUUAUCCUCAGGAGUCGUUGAUACUAUGUAACGACGCAUCGAGCGUGGACUGUAAUUUGUAUUGCGAAGAAAAGUCAAAAGAGUCCAAGGAUAACGAGAAUUUAUUGAGCGGAGUAACAGAAUUUUACAAGAAUCUUGAAACGGCUUGUCGUACCGCAACUUCCAAUUGGCAUUUGGAAAGAGCACGGGGAGAAGGAGAAGUAGCAGGAGGAAAGGCGCCGCACGGUGAUUAUCCACCGAGCGGUGGGAAUAUCGGUGCAAAUGUACCAAACGCAUCGUUGUUGGAUUUUUUACAUCGAGAUCGCGGUCAUCCAGGUUUAAUAUCACUGCCGAAUUCGAACGUGGAAGAGUUAACGAAACGAGGGUACAAAGCGGAAAAAGAAGUUUCGUCCGACGAAGGUACAGAUAGAAGCAGAGGUGGUACCAGAGGGAAACUGGAGGUAACGUCCAAAUCGAAGCUAGAAGUUGGGCCGGUAUCGAAAGGGGAAGGAUUGACGGGGGUUGGUGGUGGUCGGGUGAAAGGCGAGAGACGAGCGAGCCUCGCAGCACCGGGUGGAGUAAAAAAUUUGUGCUCGAAGCAUAUUCAAGAUUCGGUCGAAAAGAUGUCGGGACAAUACCCGGGUCAUAGUAGGCCACCGGUUGGUACACCACCGCCUCAAAACGUCUGGAAUCAUUUGACAAUGACCCAGGGACAGGGGAAAACCAAUGCCACCGGUCGAGGAAGCGUCGGCGGUGCCGGCGGUAGCGGUGGCGGUGUUGGUAGCGGAGGAGGAGGAGGAAGCGGCGGUGGUAGUGGUGGUGGCGCCGGAAGCGGAGUCCCGAGCAGCCAUGAUUCCGCUCAGCGCUCGUACGAACGCACGCAAUCCGAUCUUUCCUAUCUUCUUUCGGAGGUUUCGGGUUUGAAUAUGCACACAGGGGCUCUCUCAGGAGGUUCCCUAAAUCCACCUGGAUUCUACGCUCAUCCGUCGUUAGCGAGAGCAGCAGCUUCGCAUCUAACGUCGCAGCUAACCCCCCAAUUGGCCCAUACGCAAGCACCACCAACCUGGCACACGCCUACCGUACCCUCGAAGAGCGUUGCCCCACCAUCAAACGCACCAGGCAACCCACUGUACAGCCUCCAGAUGCUCGUUGACAAUCGACAGAAUCAAAAUCAAUACAGAAAUUCACCGGGUUCCCAGAACACGCUUGAUCUAUCGGCUACAUCCGAAAUGGCUGAAAAUUAUUCUCGCAUGACCCAAGAUAUACCGAUAAGUCUGACCGCUCGUAACGUCGACAAAGGAAGCCGUAACGGGAACAUAAUCUCACCUCCGAUACCUCUCAACGGUGAAACGUCCUCCGACAGCGGUAUCAGCUCCUCCGUACCGACUCCGAAUUCACUCGGCGAGCCCGUACCUUCUCUCUCGAGCAAAGAUCUUUCAACGCCUAAAAUAACGGUUAAAAAUUUUGAGAGCAAUCUCAAGGGUGUCGCUAAUUUACACGACAAAAUUAAAGAAAUGGGGGCCGUUGUUGAUAACUUUGCACAGAAAGUCAUAAAUUUACCCCCGAGUGUAACUAUCGAGAGGGUCGUUACCGGCGGUAGCGGUUGCACCACCGGUGCCGUUUCCCUCACAGCCGGUUCCAUCGAUAAAAAAGAGGCAGCGGAAGCCGCCCUCAAGAUUAAAGAUACCCUAAGCGUAAUUGCUCAAGUACCGAGGAACAUAUUGCCCGUUAUUGUUAAUCUAACCUCGAGAAUGGACAAAGAUUCUAUGGACGGGGAUGGACGGAUAAGGGAGUCUUCCACGGAGCGAGAACGCAAAAUGGAGGAUAACGUUGGAGUUGGCUCACCGAAAAAUCUCACGAUAGCUGGAGGAAGUGGUGGUGGUGGUGGUCCGGUGAUACCCGUAGUAACAGCAGCGGGUAAACGAUCGGGCAAAAAGGGAGUUGACUCGUUGCUAGAAAAACUCGAAGGUGGUAACAAAAAACUUGCAAAUACGGAAAAUAUAGGAUCGGUCAUAGUGACCCCGUUGGAAGAGAAGGAUAAUUCAAGCGUCAAAAGUAUGUCACCGGAGAGACAAAAGUCUAAAUCUCCAACGCGGGACGAAGACGUUGUUUCGCCUUCUUUUAGCAACGACGAUUCCAACGAUCAUACCAAACAACAGCGUAGAAAACGGAAGCUCGAGAAACCUGUGAGAGUGAGCAAGGAUUCGAAAACGGAAGUCGAAGAUAUGGAACUCGAACCGACCGAGCCGCGUGAACCACGAAUACGCGGAGGCACGUUUCUCCGCGAAGAGCCUGUUGUUGUACGUUCACCCGUCGUACCACCUAGCACAGCCGCUGCUGCUGUUGCUGUUGCUGCUGUUGCUGCUGUUCCUCCUCCUCCUCCUCCGCCUCCGCCUCCUCCUCCUCCUCCUCCUCCUCCUCAUAUAUCGAUUGUUCGUAAUCCCAAGGAAAAAAUCGAGCAACAGACGAAAGAUCAGCCAACAAAGAAGAACGAGGAAGACGAUGAGGACGAUGACGACGAGGAUGACGAGGAUGACGACGACAACGACAACGACAACGACAACGACAACGACGACGAUCACUUCGACGAGGGAGAACAAGAACGACGCCGCCCGAUCGUCGAUGUCCCAACCGUCGUCACGAAUAACGAGCGAGUUAAAUCGUCGUCGGUCUCGUCCCCGCAUGUCAUGCUGCUACUGCCACCUCCACCGCGAGAAGAAAAAGAAAAUAUUCCCGCUGAAAAUUCAGAUGAUUAUACAAGAACGGAAGAAAGCGAACCGAUCAAAAGGCGAAGAAGUAGCGAAGGACCCAGCCAAACGUGCCAACAACAAACACCUAUGAGCCAGCGAAAGAGAAGAAAAUCGAGCGACGACGCGAUUGAAUUUUCUAAACUUACCAGUCCAAGGAGUGGCGUCGUCGUCGUCGUUGGUGGUGGUGGUGGUGGUGGUGGCGGUGGUGGCGGUGGUGGCGGCAGUGGCAACAACAGCAUCGGCGGGGUUAAUACGACGAAUCCUUUCAACGAGGUCGAGUCGGAACUCGAGAAAAUGUUUGCCGGUAUCGUUGAGACUGACGACGAUAUUAGCGCAGACGCCAAAAACUCUGACACGAGAAAAGAAUCAACUACCAUUUGUGAAACUAAGAAUAAAAAAAAAAUGAAUAAAAGCACGGGUAUUGAAACGAAAAAGGAAGAAAAGGAAAAUGGUGGGGGAGAAGAGGAAGAGGAUGAGGCAGGAGAAGAUGAUGAAGAAGAGGACGAGGAAGAAGAGGUAGAAGAAGAAGAAGAAGAAGAGGAGGAGGAGGAGGAGGAGGAAGAGGAAGAGGAGGAGGAGGAGGAGGAGGAAGAGGAGGAGGAGGAAGGAGUAGAUGACGAGAACAUGAAAUGUAGGAACGUCGAGAUAACGGGGACAGCUAUAACGGACGUAACCUCGACAGUUCCGGCGACAAAACCGUCGAGUUUUGGUAAAAAGUGCAAAAAGCCUAAAGUUCGUGGUGGAAAGAGAAAAUUUUCGAAAUCUCGGGAUUCCGGUAAUGCGCCACCACCCGGUGGCAUUCAAGAUCUUAUCGCACCAAAGGACAAUAAUAAAAAAAAAAGGAAAGGUUCAAAAAUGGUGAAAACAAAAAUGGAGACACCAACGAAAAAGGCGAGAAACAAGAGUAGCAAAAUUGUCGAUGGUCCAAGAGAGGUCUCGUAUGAUUCGGGUUCAAACGCAAGCUCGAUUAGAUCAAGAGGUCCGGUCGUUCACUUUGAGGGACCCAGGGAUAGCCCGCUCAGCGUACAAGUCGUUAACGCGCCUAGAGAGGACGAGGAAGAAAAGAACAAAGAAAAACGAAAAAACGUGGGAAAUGGUAAUGCUGCACGGAGCAAAAGACUCAGUCAUCAGAACGAUCUCGAUUAUCGAGGUAAAGUAAGCAGAGCGGGCUUAUUCAGCUCGACGUUAUCGUCUCGGUACGACGCGCAUACGACCGAUUCGACAUGGGUAUGCGUUUUUUGUAAGCAAGGCCCGCACUCUGUUGUACCCGGUGAUCCAGCUCGGCCUCAUCCUAAUUUAGCCGGACCGCACAUAGCUCCGGGCACUUACACGGUUCCCGCUGGCGUAUUGAGCGAUCUUUUUGGCCCGUACCUCAUCGGGAAAGAACGUCUGGAGGAAGGUAUACUAUCGGCGGACGAGCAAGAAAUAACGACGGAACAGAAAAAGGGUAGCAAGAACAAACGUAGUUUGAGGUAUGCCGGACUUGCUGAUCAAUUUUCUGCUAAAAUGAGCAAGAAAAAGAGAAACUCGGUCGAAUGCCCUGUUCCUGGUACGCUCACAGGUAUGACCCUUUUACCUGGUGAUGAACAACGAUGGGAAGUCUGGCUCCACGAGCAAUGCGCACUGUGGGCAGCCGGGGUUUACAUGGCGGGAGGCCGAGUAACCGGACUUCAGGAAGCGGUUUGGGACUCGACCAAAUCGAUUUGUGGCUCUUGCGGUCUUGCCGGUGCAAACAUCGGCUGCGUAAAACGUGGCUGCAAAUCGGUAACGCAUUAUCCUUGCGCCCUUACGAGAGGUUGGCUCCUCGAUACGAGUCAGUACAUACCUAAAUGCAAUUUGCAUCGGGUUACGUGAGACAACGGUUUCGAAUCCGUGAAUGUUGAGAAAAUACGGUUAAAUACGAAUGGUGGCACGUUCCGUUGUAACCGAAACGAGGCAAAGUCUCGUAGCAAGUUACAACAUUUACGAAAAUACGAAUACAAACGGGAACAACGGAAUCCAGGUGGUCGAGGGGCGGUGUGGUGGUGGCGGCCCUUCGGAUAUACCAAGUUACGCCAAAAGAUUCAACAUUUUACGACAGCCGUCAACGGUGUAGCAUGAAGAAACAACACCGUGAUAUUCGUGGUAUCGACGAGCUUCGCUUUUUUUCAUUUCUAGACUCUAAGAUCGAAACCGAGAGAGAGAGAGAGAGAGAGAGAGAGAGAGAGAGAGAGAGUCGAGGAUUUUUUAUGUACCCUGAUAGAACACAGAAAAAUCCUCUUAUGGACUGCGUGGUGCGCGCGGUGAAGAAAAUAUGAUUACUACAACCAACCAACACGAUUUAAAUUUCAUUCAAAAGUCUCUGUUAUUGGUAUACGGAGAAAUGUAAAUUGAGUUUCAAAUGAAUUCGCGUUCAUCAUUCAAAACCCAACGGAAUAGAUGGAAAAUUGUAAAAAUAAAGACAUCAGAAAAAAGGAGAUGGAUCGGGUCAUUCUAUGGACGUAAUCUCCGUUAUCGCGAAUGAUCGAGUAGAAAAAAAGAAAAUUCGAAAGCAACAAUUAUCGUAUACCCAUCAAUUGAGAUGAAAAAUUGGAAAAUUAUUAGUUAGACUUUGUAGACAAGAACGUAAAAGAGAAAAAAAAAUGAAACUCGUUUAUGAGCUAUCCGUUGAUUGGAUUUAUUGACUUUCUCGGCCUGUGGCCUUGCGACGGUGGCCUUUUUCGAUUUGAUACCUGAAGUGAAGAUACAGGUUUUUUUUUCAGUCAAACAUUGCGCAUAUGCGUGAGUUAUUCGAAAGGAAGCCCGGAAAAUCCAUGAAAAAAAGAGUAUAGCUUGAAUAUAUAUACAAACAAAAAAUUAAAAACAAAAGACUAGCUAUUUAUUCCAUUUGUAUUCGGAGAAAAAAAAUUGUGGGAUGUAAAUUCAUAUGCGCGAGGGGGAAAAUAUUGGCAAAACUGCGGGGCAGCUUGACCGAUCAGUUCUUUUUUCCUCGUUUUUUCUUGGAUUAUUUAUCAAUAAAAACAACACGUUAAAAAAAAACCAAGAUACACUUGUACAGGCAGCGGACGCGCGUACGAAUACAGUUUGCGAAAUUUUGAGGGACCUGUAGUUUUUACGACUUUCAUUACCUAUAUAUGUAUCUUCGUUUUUUUUUAUAUCAAUCAAAUUAUUAUUAUUAUUAUUAAUAUCAUCAUCAUCAUCAUCAUAAAACAACCAUUAUGAUUAAUUCAUUGAAGGAUUCGUGACGGCUCAUGUUCGGUAUGAUUUUUGUCAUUAGAAUUCCUUUUUUUAGCUACUUUUUUUUUCGAUUUAUCGUUGAACAAUGAUGUUUCCACAGAGUAGAAAAGAAAACCAGUGAUCGAGAGAUGCUGGACAAGAAGAGGCACAUGUGUAACUUAUCGAUCGAAUCAAUCAUGACUCAUUAUUAUACUCAUUAUGGUAGUGAAAGAAGAAUAUGUCAUUGAACGACACUAUUGUUGUUAGUAUUAUUAUUAUUAUUAUUAUUAUUAUUAUCGUCAUCGUCAAUCAUCAUUAUUAUUAUAAUGGCCGUCGUCGUAUCUUCAUUAUUACAAUAAACAAUAUGUGUUGGUAAAAAUAUCAAAAUAAUUGAAAAAUCUUUUCUAAUCACGUGUAUAUGAAAUUUGGACGGAACGACUUCGGUUCAUCAUCCUCCUUUUUCUCUUUUGAUGUACAUGUUGUGGUAUAAAGAAGAGAACGAUAAAGAAGGAAAAGAAAAUUUAAAAAAUAAGUAGAACGGAACGAAGAAUAGCGGAAAAAAUUGAAAAGUUUUGUAUAAAAAUAAUAUAACAUAUAGAUGAUAAUGUAAAUAAGAUAUAAAUUACGGUAGAUAAAGGAUGAAAUACAAAUAUAUAUACAUUAUACUCGGUCAUAUCCAUUCUGGAAGCCCCUUUCCUUCUCUACCCUAUACCACCACCUGUUUGCCCCGAUGCGAUGUGUCGACAAAUUUGCAAAUAAAAUCUAGAAUUGAGCCAAAACUCGUGUCGAAAUAAAAAAGACGAGCCGCAGUUUUUAUUAAAUAUUAGCUUCUAUCAUAUGGAGAUAAGAAUAUAUAAUAUCAUUUUGUGCAUAUAAAAAUAACGUCGGGUCAGCACAGACGACAGGGCUUUCAUGUACUUGUCCUGCCCGUGAGACUCUAAAACGAGUCUCUUAUGAUAUGGAAACUUGUACAUAGCAAGGAAAGGAAGAAAAUCAUUGUAAAAAAAAAAUGGAGAUGAAAAACGCGUUGUGUAUAAAAAGAAGCAGCACUAUCUAGACUAUUUUUCGUUCGAGUGUACAAUUAUUAUAUCAUAUAUUAUAAUGGCAAAACAAUCGAGAUGCAAUCAUUUUUGGCGUUUUUUUUUUUUUUUUUUUUUUUUGUUGUUUUUCCCCACGAGAGAAAACGAUAAAUCUGUAUCGAGUAUAGUUGAUUGAAAUUCUCCUAGCUUGAAAAAGGUAGUAAACGAUCUAGGCGGAAAAGACCCAGCACCGAUUUCAGUGAGAAUUGUUCCAUCGUGUAUGAUCCCAAGCAACGGGACAAUAAAAUAAAUGAUGAACAAUUCAAAUUUGAUAAACUAUCAAAAUUACAAGAACGGAAUGGUCACAAAAUGAUGUAGCCAGAGCGACAUAUGGCGAGGUGACAAAGAAAAACUUGUAACGCUAUCAAGUGUAAAAAAACAAUCUUGAUUCAUUGUGAAACGGAGCGUGGUGGAAAUCUAACGAGAGAGAGGAAGAAAAGAUGAACUUUUUGUGCUCAUGUAAGCGUUGACGCGUGUAUGUACAAUAAUUCCCGCCGCGCACCGCGACGAACGUUGAAUGUCAACUCUUUCCCUUUAUUGAUUCUAUUAAUAAAAAAAACUCGCGAAAAACAAUGUAAUUUCCACAGACUUUUUUGUUUCUUUUGCUCUAGUGAAGAAGUGACAAGCGAGAGCGAAAGAGAAUGAGAAGGAAAGUUGAGCUGCUGCUGCUAGGGAGGCAAAAAAAAAUCGUCUUGUAUUAUAUAUACGAUAUAGAAAGGAUUGCUGGAUAAAUUGCAAAAUAAAUUAAUGAAAGGAAAAACAGUGUAAUUCUGUAAAUUGCCAAUUUAUAACAAUAUAGUCAUCCGAAGAACUAGUAUAUAAUAAAACAAAAAAUAAGAGAGAGCGCGCGCCCAAGUGAUUUGUAUAAAAAAAAUAGAGAUAUGAAAAUAGUUGUAAUAAUAUCAAUGAUAAUAAUACUAAUAUUCAUUAUAAUCAUAAUAAUUAUAGUAAUAUAAUACGAAUAAUUAGUAUAAUAUAAAAAUAUGGCAUAGAAAUGUGCAAAAUAUAUAUCUAUAUGAAGAAUGUUAUUGUAACGGAUAGGUGACGACGACGACGACGACGACGACGACGAUGCCAACAUCAAUGGAGUGAUAAAAUGAAAAAAAUGGCAAGAAACAAGAGUAAAAAUGAAAACUCGCGAUCAGUGCGAUCGAGAGGAAAAGUCGAUAAGUAUUUAAAAUUUAUACACGACAAAUUUCAAUCUUGCAUAUAUACUUUGCCGCGCCGUAUAAUUAUUCGUUUCCGUUGACGUAGCUGCAAUUAUAAAAUUUUCAAACUUGUAUCGCUCACUUUUACUUUUUAUCGUUCUCGCAAGGUUCCCGCGGGCCCGCCAUUCGUUCGGUACAACAUUUCGGAUCGUGAAUUCUUUAUUAAUAAUGUGUAUUAUUUUACAUGAUACGCGAAUGAAAUUGAGAAAAAAAAAAAGAAAACAAACUGAAGCCACUACGAAAAGACCAUGAAUUAGGAUUAAAUACAUUUUUUGUGACCUGGUUAUACAUGCAUCAAUAAGACCGAUCGUUAUAAGAAACUACUAUAUGUCGGUUUGCAUGGUUGCGCGCGUUUAUCGAAUAUAACCGCGCGAUAAUGGAGAAUAUCACUGCAGCAGAAUUGUAAUUUGAAAUCGAUACAAUAAUACGAUAAGCAUACAUCUUUGUGUAUUAAAAAUAGUACAAUGAAUUAAUAAAAAUCCGAUAUACAUCGUAA